CUUUCGCUCCCGGAGGAACAGAAUGAAGUAACAAGGAACGGCUGUGAAUCCAAGGAGCUGGUCUACCUUGUGCAGAUCUCUUGUCAGGGGAGGAGCUGGAUUGUGAAGCGGAGUUAUGAAGAUUUCAGAGUACUUGAUAAACAUCUUCACCUAUGUAUUUAUGACCGACGUUUCUCCCAGCUGUCAGAGCUACCCCGCUCCGAUGCCCUGAAGGACAGUCCAGAGCUUGUCACCCAGAUGCUGAUGGCUUACCUGUCACGCCUCUCAGCCAUCGCGGGCAACAAGAUAAACUGUGGGCCAGCCCUCACAUGGAUGGAGAUUGAUAACAAGGGGAAUCACCUGCUAGUCCAUGAGGAAUCAUCCAUUAAUGUCCCUGCUAUCGCUGCUGCCCACGUUAUUAAGAGAUAUAUUGCUCAGGCAGCAGAUGAACUGUCUUUUGAGGUGGGAGACAUUGUAUCUGUUAUUGAUAUGCCUCCAAAGGAACUGACCACAUGGUGGAGAGGCAAACAUGGAUUUCAGGUUGGAUUUUUUCCCAGUGAAUGUGUUGAACUGAUUAAUGACAAAGUUCCUCAAUCUGUGACCAACUCUGUGCCAAAACCAGUGUCAAAAAAACACGGCAAGCUUAUCACCUUCCUUCGUACAUUCAUGAAGUCGCGCCCAACGAAACAGAAGCUGAAGCAGCGGGGGAUCCUGAAGGAAAGGGUGUUCGGGUGUGAUUUGGGAGAGCAUCUUCUCAACUCCGGCCACGAUGUCCCCCAGGUCCUCAAGAGCUGCACUGAAUUCAUCGAGAAGCAUGGCAUUGUGGAUGGAAUAUAUCGUCUGUCCGGGAUCGCAUCCAACAUCCAGAAACUACGCCACGAGUUUGAUUCUGAGCAGAUUCCCGACUUAACGAAGGAUAUUUACAUCCAAGAUAUCCACUGCGUGGGCUCCCUCUGCAAGCUGUACUUCCGGGAACUGCCAAACCCUCUGCUUACGUAUCAGCUCUAUGAAAAGUUCUCGGAUGCUGUUUCUGCUGCUACGGAUGAAGAGCGUUUGGUUAAAAUUCACGAUGUCAUUCAGCAGCUGCCCCCUCCUCACUACAGGACACUAGAGUUCCUAAUGAGACACUUAGCUCGUCUAGCUGAUUACUGCUCCAUCACAAAUAUGCACACCAAGAAUUUAGCAAUUGUCUGGGCUCCAAACCUCCUGAGAUCAAAGCAGAUAGAGUCAGCCUGCUUCAGCGGAACAGCUGCCUUCAUGGAAGUGAGAAUCCAGUCGGUAGUUGUGGAAUUCAUCUUGAAUCAUGUAGACGUCCUCUUCAGUUCCAAACUCAGCUCAGUCAUACGAGAUGGAGCAGGGCACAGUUCUUUGUCACGGCCCAAGUCUCUGCUGGUAUCCUCUCCGUCCACAAAGCUGCUCACCCUGGAGGAGGCACAGGCACGGACGCAAGCCCAGAUCAACUCUCCCAUCGUGGCAGACAGUAAAUACAUUGAAGUGGGAGAAGGCCCUGCAGCUUUACAGGGGAAAUUCCACACAGUCAUAGACUUUCCAUCUGAAAGAAAAAGACCGCCCAAUAAGAUGAAGAAAUCGCCAGUUGGCAGCUGGCGUUCCUUCUUCAACCUAGGAAAGUCAUCCUCUGUGUCCAAACGCAAACUACAGCGCAACCCCAGCGAACCCUCAGAAAUGAAAGCCAUAGCCCUGGCAGGUGGAAGAGGAGACAGCGGGACUCUUCGCUCAGCUAAAAGUGAAGAAUCCCUUACCUCUCUGCAUGCUGUCGACGGAGAAUCUAAAUUGUUUCGACCCCGGAGACCCAGAUCCAGCAGCGACGCAUUGUCCGCUUCCUUCAACGGAGAGCUUCUAGGAAACAUGAAUCGCUGCAAUUCUUACGACAACCUUCCCCACGAUGACAGUGAUGGGGACGAAGGGCUAAUCCACGUUCCUGCCCUUAUUUCUCCUCGAUCUGCUGAAGACGUUGACCUGAGCCCACCGGAUAUCGGAGUCGCUAGCUUGGAUUUCGACCCGAUGUCUUUUCAGUGCAGCCCGCCCCAAGCCGAGUCGGAGUGCCUGGAUAGCAGUACCUCCCUACUGGAGUCAGUUGGCAUCAAUAAGGAGAAGCCGAGCCUAAUUAAGAGGGAUUUAGAAUCAGGCAGCCAGUCUCAGACACCAGGCAGUGCCACGAGCUCUGAGCCAGUAUCCCCAUUCCAAGAGAAGGUGAGUCCCUUCUUCACUCUGGACCUGAGCCCCACUGAAGAGAAGGCCUCCAAACCCCACGCUUUCUCACCUAAGAUGGGGCGAAAGCCCAUCAGAUCUCCACCGCUGACUGCUUCAGAACCCAUCUCCUUUGCGCUGCCCAGCCGCAUGUCAGAAGCCCUUGGAGGAGCGCCCAUCACAUCCAGAAACUCCUCUGCUUCCAACUGGAGCAAAGGGAUUGGCAUCAGUGAGAUCACUAACAGGUCCCCAACCCAGAUGUCCUUGCCCCUGAAAAGCAGUGAAACGGGAGCAGGGGAAGGAGCCCACCAAGAGCUACAGCAUGCCCAGCUAGUGGCUGCUGGCAAACCAGAGUUGCAAGAAGAAGGGGAGAGACCAAUGUCAAGCAGUCAGAAUAAGACUGUACCCACUGGACACACACAGCCAGGAGCAGUUGCCCUCGACUCCCCCCAGGAUCCUGUUCCCGUCAGUUCUGUGUCUCUUAUCCCUCCUCCUCCUCCGAAAAACGCAGCGCGCAUGCUAGCCCUAGCGUUAGCCGAGUCCGCACAGCAAGCGUCCGCUCAGUCUCAGAAAAGGCCAGGAGAUGCUCAUUCUGAAAGCACAAAUUACGGAGAGGCUGAAGCUGGUACAGCUCUAGAAAAGCUCCAUCUCAGUGCUGGUGCACCAGACAAGCUCCACCUGUAUUCUGGUCUGCCUGAGAACCGACUUCACUUCCAGACUGGUGCACCAGUAGAGCAGGAUUUUCAAGGUAGCAGCACACCAGGGGAGCAGAACCACCUGCCAGGUGCACCUGGAAGCCGGGACCCCCCACCUCUCCACACUGGCAUGCCUGGGGACAUGCCUGCUAGCAGAGAUGCAGAGCAGGAGCAAUCCAACUUCCAUCCUGGUAAAGUGGGGGACAAAGAUCACUUCCCCUCCCACGCCGGGGACUGGGACCACACACACCACCACCCAGGUGCACUGCCUGACUGGGAACCACCCACAGCAGACUUGUCUGUAGAUAAGCCCCAUCUCCGCACAUGCAUGUCUGUGGACAAGCACCAUGUUCCUGUCUGCACAGCUGAGGACAAACUUCAGUCUCCUCCUGUUGUAACUGCUGGGGAGAAAACCGCCCUGGCCUCAAUGCUGUAUCUAACAACCAUCCAGACGACAGCGACCGAGCCUAGCCAUGGGGCAGCGGGUCCACACCCCGCUGCUCCAUCCACAACUGUGGCAGAUGUCACUGUUACAGCUGCUCCACGCACACUCACGGCCAGCCAGCCCGCCCCAUCGCAGAGGCAAGAUCAGUCUGCAACGGGACAAGUGCCAGCUGCCGCUGCAAAAGCAUCGAGUAGUUGCAGUCAGGUACGAGGUGCAACAGCACCUGAAAAGCCACCUGAGCCUGCUCCUGUUUUCAUCUCAGAAAGCAAUUCUACUAUCUGCAGCUCCUCAUCCGUGCCCGCAGGCCACCAGAGCCAUUUGGAAAAGCCUCGGGAGACUACGAGGGCUCCUCCGUUGCACCUGCGGUCUGAGUCAGUCCCCUCUCACUCCUCCUACAGCUUUACACCCCCCAUCCCGCCUGUGAGAACGCUGGAGAGCAAAAUUGCUGCUGCCAUGCACUCGAACAACGCGGACGCCAUCAAUAACUCCAAUUAUCACGCCUUCCUGGCUUCCUCCAUGCUGGCCUCCUCAGUGGAGGAAGCUUUGAUGCCGCCUCCACCACCUCCCCCACCCAAGCACGCUUCCCUGCAGUCCGUGUACGUGCCACAUCCCAAGCCAGAGAGUGUUCCCGAGUCCUCCGGGCCAGACAGCUACCUGCACCACAAGCCAGCUUCCACCCACCAGUACAGGCCGGAGAGCGUUCCUCCUCACAUCUCCUACCACAGCAAGCCCGACCAGCACCAAGCCUACCCUCCCAGGUCAGAGACACCCACGUCUAUGGGCGCUCGCUACAGCACCUACACGACCCAGGGGAAGAGCACUGCAACGCUCCACUCCAAACCUCGCAGCCGGACGGAGUUCGUGUCCUCCGUGAGCCCGACCGGCCUGCGUAACGCCGGCUACGCGGAGGAUGCUCCGCCCUACCCCACCAUCCGAAGGGUUCAGUCGCUGCACGUGCCCACACCCGCUGCCUCCGCUAUCCGCUCCGUCCCCAUUUCACGGACUGAGGUGCCUCCGGACGACGAGCCAGUGUACUGCCCGCGGCCCCUCUAUCAGUACAAGCCAUAUCAGCCCCAUUCCGACUACCACGUAACUCAGCUGCAGCCUUACUUUGAGAACGGGCGGGUACAUUACCGCUACAGUCCUUACUCCAGCUCUUCCAGUUCCUCCUACUACACCGCUGCUGACGGGAGCUUUUACGACCUGGACCCCUACAGCACCGUGCGGGCCAGGCCGUUCCACCCGCUGCCCAGCCGAGACUUUGCAUCCUACGCCUCGCGGCUUCAGAGCAAAAGCCUGUACCGCUAUCCUGGCUCGUCCGCCUACCCGCGGGGCGGCCUCAUCAGCCACCUGACAGGCAAAGAGCACAGCUUUAUCAGCAGAGACGUGCCUCCUGCCCCAGACAUCAAACACACGUACAUGUCGUGGGACCUGGAGGACAUGGAGAAGUACCGCAUGCAGUCUAUUCGCCGGGAGAGCCGCACGCGCCAGAAGGUCAAAGGGCCCGUGAUGUCCCAGUACGAUAACGUGGCCCCUCUGCUGCAGGAGGAACUGGGAGGGCUGGAUGUCAUUCACUUGCGCAGCAAGUCAGAUCCUGGGAAAACUGGCCUCCUCACUGUGGCAGAAGGGAAAGAGGGGAGGUACCCGGCGAAAGCAGCUACGCCCGAGGGGGACGAACGUUACUACGUGCAGCACGCCGAGCCAGAGCUAGACAGAGCCCACUACCACGGGGCCUACGGGAACGGGCAGUCAGAGAAGCCGUCCCUCCCCCAGAAGCAGAGCAGCAUCCGCAACAGGAAGCUGCACGAGCCGGGCUGCAACCCAAACGAACACAGGACGCACUUGCAGCAGGAAGCGAGCCACAGGCAGCCUUCCGAACCCAAGAACGGGCCCCCUUAUCCCGACUACAGGCCCAAAGGUGGUCCGGAGCCCUCCGAGCCCAUCGGUUACCAGCACUCGGGCGGGAAGUACAUCCCGGCAAACCAGGAAACCCUGAGACUGAAUCACAAGGAGGUGAGGGUAGCGGAGGACAGGCCGGAUUUGGAAAGGCCUCGAGCCAGGCCCACCGCUUCCAUGGAGAAGCACUCCAGAGACUGCUACAAAGAAGAGGAGCACAUCACGUCCCCCAUGGCACCACCGCCCAAGCCCGAACGGAGCCACAGCCUCAGAAUGCAGCACCCCGAACCGCUGGAGAGGGACUCGGCCCUCCUCUACCCAUACCAAACCCUCGGGAAACGCCAAAGCACGAUGACUGUGGUGUCCCAGUACGAUAAUUUGGAGGAUUACCAUACCAUGCCUCAGCACCAAAGAGGGGGCUAUGCUGGAGGAGGAGGGGGGUUUGUGCCCCCCGGGUUUUCCCACGUGCACAGUAGAACUUACGCCACGGCCCUGGGCCAGGGGGCCUUCCUCCCAGCGGAGCUGUGUUUGCAGAGGCCGGAAACGGAGGUCCACGUCGAGUGA
This is a messenger RNA of Rhea pennata, 5787 nucleotides long. It is a transcript of the gene ARHGAP32, whose product is annotated as Rho GTPase activating protein 32. The transcript has 18 exons. The record is from RefSeq and is a predicted model, not a curated record. Gene Ontology annotation, molecular function: protein binding; GTPase activator activity. Lineage: Eukaryota; Metazoa; Chordata; Aves; Rheiformes; Rheidae. Gene Ontology annotation, biological process: small GTPase-mediated signal transduction. The coding region runs from base 238 to 5787 and encodes 1849 amino acids. Gene Ontology annotation, cellular component: actin cytoskeleton; nucleoplasm; Golgi apparatus.